This is a messenger RNA of Sceloporus undulatus (fence lizard), 2017 nucleotides long. RefSeq names its product gap junction protein alpha 10 (gene GJA10). NCBI's taxonomy places the organism in Eukaryota, Metazoa, Chordata, Lepidosauria, Squamata, Phrynosomatidae. The record is from RefSeq and is a predicted model, not a curated record. Gene Ontology annotation, cellular component: connexin complex. The transcript has 2 exons. Gene Ontology annotation, biological process: cell communication. The coding region runs from base 458 to 2017 and encodes 519 amino acids.
GGAAACUAAUGGAAUGUAAAGAAAACAUAAGAAUCCAGAGCUGCAUGAAGAGGCUGUUAGUUCAUUUUACAAAAUAAACUCAGUUUACCCAUCAACAGAGAAAGGCGGUUCAACAUGCUUGGAUCCAGAACGAAAUUAGCAGUGGCACUACAAGGCGAUGAAAUAUGCGUGAAGCCUCGAGGGAUGGUUUGGUCAGACUAAAAUAAUUGCAUGAUAACUCUGGCUAGAGGCAUUGUCCUGUUACCAACCAGCCGAUCAAACUCUGCCUGCGUAUUUCGGAUUCGUUGAUUCUAACAGCCACAGAAUGAUAGAAUUAUAGUCACCGUGUCAACUGUAAAAAAUGCUAACUGACCCUAAAGGAUGCUUUCUGGCAGAUAUUAUAAUUUUCAGGGCCUGAUUUGUGUAUAAUACUCCAAGAGACAUAUGAGCAAGAGAAUUACCAUUAAGAGAUGAACCCAUGACUAUGGGGGACUGGAACCUGCUGGGCAGCAUCUUAGAAGAAGUGCACAUCCAUUCCACCAUCGUGGGCAAAAUCUGGCUCACCAUCCUUUUCAUAUUCCGGAUGUUGGUUCUUGGGGUUGCUGCUGAAGACGUCUGGGAUGAUGAGCAAGCGGAGUUCAUUUGCAACACGGAACAGCCCGGCUGCAGCAACAUCUGUUACGACAAAGCAUUCCCCAUCUCCCUGAUCCGCUAUUGGGUGCUACAGGUCAUCUUUGUCUCAGCCCCUUCCCUCGUUUACAUGGGUCAUGCACUUUACAGACUUCGGGCCCUUGAGAAAGAGAGGCAACGGAAAAAAGCCUUCCUUAAAGCCCAGCUAGAGGAGAUUGAGCCAAUAUUAGAAGAGCAUCGGAGGAUAGAGAGGGAGCUGAGGAAGUUAGAAGAGCAAAAGAAAGUCAACAAGGCACCCUUGAGAGGGGCCUUGCUGUGCACCUAUAUCCUGCAUAUCUUGACCCGAUCAGUCUUAGAAGUGGGCUUUAUGGUAGGUCAGUAUCUGUUAUAUGGCUUUCAGAUGUAUCCGCUGUAUAAAUGUACUCGCCCACCCUGCCCUAACACGGUGGAUUGUUUUGUAUCCCGACCGACUGAGAAGACCAUCUUCAUGGUUUUCAUGCAUAGCAUUGCUGCAGUUUCCCUGUUUCUGAAUGUCCUGGAGAUUUUCCACUUGGGGAUUAAGAAGAUUAAAAAUACUCUUUGUGGGAGGCCCAAAGAGGACCUUGGAGUUCCCGAUGAAGACGCUAACCUCUCCAGCUCCAAGAAAAAUUCAGUAAUACAACAGGUUUGCAUCAUGUCAAACUCUUCUCCACAAAGCAGUUUUAAAUUUAAGUCAGAGCAACAAGGCGGGCUGCCAGUUUACUUGACUCCCGAGGAAGGAUACACCCAUGCAGAACAAAAUCAAAACGUAGAGUCACAGUGGGGUGGCAACCAAAGAAAUAGGCCAAAUCAGCAUCAGGACCAUGUCUACCGGCAUCUAGAGCAUCCUAAUGAGGGCAACCAGCACCACAACAGACAUCUUCCUAGGCACCCUCCAAACCUCAUGCCUCAUCGACAUGACUAUCAACAUCAAAAUGAAUCUUCCAGCAGUGAGGACAUGCAGAAACCACUCCAGCAGGGAACAAACAACUAUCGGAAAAAUGAACUACACGCGCUGGAACAUUCCAAGACCACUCAACACAGUACAAAAGCUCCUGUGGUCUCCGGCCACCCAGAGAGUCCACAAGCUGUUCUUCGGAAACAGAGCCAGGUGAUGGCCUGCAAGGACUUGGGAGAUGACCGUUGUGAUUCUCCAGACAGUGGGCAUUAUCAGAACCGCAAGUCGAGUUUUUUGUCCAGGGUGCUGUCCCAGAGCCACCUGGACACCGACUCAGAGACUUCAGACUCGCGGAAUGGCUCUGGUUCAGAUGCUAAACGCAGAAAUGACCGCAGUCCUCCUAUCACACCACCUCUUCCUUCCACAGCUGGACGCAGAAUGUCAAUGGCAAGUAGACCCAAGCGGCCUUUCUUCUAUACCCUGCUAGUGUGA